CUCGCCACCUCGCGCGCUCACACACACACGCACACACACUACACUUCACUUCUUCUCAGUCUCUCCUUUCGUCCUCCUCACCACCAUGAUCGCCAAGCGCUUCCUGUCCGUCGGUCUCGUUGCCGUCUGCCUGGCUCUGGCUGCUCAGCCUGCUCAGGCCAACUGGAUUGACGAUGCUCAGGCUGGUGGCCAGCGAGUUUUCCAGGCCGCCUUUGACACCUGGACCGAGUCGGAUCUCCGCAGCUACCUCUUGGAGCGCGGUAUCCUCUCGCCCUCGUCGACCCGCGAGCAGCUCAUCGUAAUGGCCAAGCAAGACUAUUCUGCCCUCUCCAAGAGUGCCGUCUCUGCCACUGCCGGAGCAAAUGCCCAGGCAUCUGAGGCUGCUCAGUCUGCCUACUCUCUCGCCUCAUCCGUCGAGUCUGUCGUACGUGCUCAGGCGUCGAGCCUCUCGUCCAACAUCGCCUCAGACUUACCUUCGGCCGCAUCUUCGCUGGCGUCUCAGGCUUCUUCGAGUGCAUCCAGCGUGUCCAAGGCUGGUGGCAGCGCCGCCUCUUCGGCCAGCAAGGAUGCUACGGCUGGGGCAACUGCGUUGAGCAAGAGCGCUGAGUCGGCUGCCUCCGAGGCCUCCAAGUCGGCUUCGUCGGCUCUGGCUCAGGCCACCAAGACUUUUGACGCCAACAAGGACUACGUCUUCUCUUCGUGGAAGGACUCUGACCUUCGCAAGUGGCUCAUUUCAAACGACGUCAUCAAGAGCGACUACGAGGCCAAGCGUGAUGAGUACCUCAAGCUCGUUACUGACAACUGGAACUCGGUCACGGACACGUCGGCCUACUGGAAGACGUGGACUGACUCGGACCUCCGCAACUGGCUCGUUGCCAACGGCUACCUCAAGUCAGAUGUCGAGGCAAAGCGUGACGAGCUUCUGAAGCUGGCGCAAGACAACGGCCAGUGGCUGGCAGACUCAGCCCGCAGCUACACCUCGUGGAGCGACGCCAAGCUCAAGGAGUACCUCAAGGCUACGGGCCUCAACCGCGUGCCCAGCACCAGGGAAGGUCUUGAGCGUGAGAUGCGCGCACGCUUCGUGCCCCAGAAGAGCUUCCUCGACCAGCUCAAGGACGGCGUCCGCAAUGUCGUCGUUGGCGCACACGACGCCGUGGGCCAGGGUCACUCUGCUGGUGCAUCGGCCUCGGUCUCAUCUGCUCUGAGCGCUGCUUCUGCUUCUGCUUCGUCGGCCGUGUCGGCUGCUCACGAGGAGCUCUAAUCGAGUGCAUGACAGCAGGAUGUAAGAAGAGCGAGAUAUGAUGGUGGAACUGUUAUCAGUCUGUCUUAUCCUUGAUUGCUUUGAAUAUCAAAAUACCAAUCGCAAUUGC
Messenger RNA from Jaminaea rosea, 1370 nucleotides. RefSeq lists its product as hypothetical. The coding region runs from base 86 to 1261 and encodes 391 amino acids. Lineage: Eukaryota; Fungi; Basidiomycota; Exobasidiomycetes; Microstromatales. The transcript has 4 exons. The record is from RefSeq and is a predicted model, not a curated record.